AUGGAUUUACCAAAUAUUUUAAAAAAAGUAUGCUUUGUUUUUAUCAAGUUUUUCAUAGCGUUAACUUCGUUUACUAACUUUCACGCAGGAAUGUCUGGAGGUGAUUCUGAUAUUGAGGAUAUUAGCAUACUCUCAAAUUCGACAGGUCAACUUUCUUUCAAUGAAAAUUCUUCCUCAACGACGUUACGCCUUUUAGAUUUGGCUAACGCUGUUUUUGCUGAUGAUUCAAGUGAGAACAGUGAUGAGGAGUCAGAAGACAGUGUUAGUACCAUUGAUUCUAUUAGCGAUGAAGAAUCUGAAAGCAGCAUUAGUAUUGAUAGUUCUCUUAGAGAGGAUGAAUUAUAUCAUUUUUUAGAUGAUAUUGACUUUUUGCAAGAUGAUGACGGCAAUGACUACUCUGAAGAUAUGGAAGAAGUAUUUAGUGACGAGAAUAAUUCAAAUCAUAUAGAUGGAUCAAGCGAACAGUUUUCAUCAUCAGUAGUUCUGGGAGUUCCAUUGUCCGCAAACAGAAGAAAAAGGCGAUCUUCAGAGGCUGGUGAUUUAAAAAAUGAAAAAAAAAUUCGUAUGGAUGAAAGGGAAAAUGAGAAAACAGCAAGGGCAUUACAAAUUGAAGAGACAAAAGAGUUUUUGAAAAGUACUCAUCUUGAAUGUUCAAUAUGCCUUAGUGAAAGUCCAGAAAUUAAAAAUCCCAUGUUCUGUGCGUUUUGCUUUAAAUUGGUUGGCUGUGAACCUUGUUGCAGAAAAUGGGCACAAGUCUCGAAAAAGAACAUUGUCAAACGUGGUUCUACAUGCCCAUUGUGCCGCCACCGUUUUUCUGGCUCGAUAUCAUCGAAUCUUAUAACAGUUUAUAUAACAGAAGUAACAAUUUGA
This is a messenger RNA of Strongyloides ratti, 870 nucleotides long. Its product is annotated as Zinc finger, RING-type domain and Zinc finger, RING/FYVE/PHD-type domain-containing protein. Lineage: Eukaryota; Metazoa; Nematoda; Chromadorea; Rhabditida; Strongyloididae. The record is from RefSeq and is a predicted model, not a curated record. The transcript has 5 exons. The coding region runs from base 1 to 870 and encodes 289 amino acids.